AUGCUCGUCCAGAGUCCCAUUCCCCGACCUCCUCCACCCAUUCUCCGUCAUCGCAACGUCGGCCCCGUCCACACCGAGUUCCUUCCCAGGACUCUGUGUACUCCCCCCGAUCUCAAUACCUCCCCAGCCUUUGAUCUGAUGCCUCUCGAACAGGCCCAGAGAUCCCCCGUGGGCUCACCGACAAAUCACCCACCCGGCUCCUGGAAUGACGGAUUGGGGGACCGACCAGCCACCCGUGAUGGGUCGUAUCCAGCGGGGUCCGAGGUGAAAGCACACGGGCUCCCGUCGGCUCUCACUCCGGGUCCACCAGGAUCAUCAACUGGUGAUUUUAGCUGGCAGCCCACCUCGAGAGAUCGCAGCUUCACAACUGGAGAGGUCCCGGUACAGCUUCAAUCAAAUAACCCAUUUCUGAAGCCAAAGCCCGUGGAUUCGCGCACAAGCUCGGGAGACCCAAACGAAUGGGAGGAUCGUCAUUCACAUGCGACUACCAACAGUGAUCCAUUAAGUCAGAGUACGAAAUUACACAACCCCCACACCUUCCCCUACCUUCCUCCUGGGAUGAUCAAUGUUGAUGCUGACCCCUUUCUAGCGGAGGGAUACAUCCCCAUGACAGCACGGCUCUCCCUACUUGAUUCUCCCGAGCACGAAUCCCCAUGGGCGGAACACGAUUUGACUCAGUCCGACUAUCAACGUCCUCUUGUCAAUCCUCAGCCCUAUGAGCCAUCCCCAUGGGCAGAGCAUGAGACCCCGCCAUCCCAGUUACAAUCAUCCACUACAAACCCCAAUUCCUCCGACCCAUCACCGUGGGGAUCCCAACAUUCGAUCAAAAUAUCAGCCCCCCAGGAGAUAUAUCUGCAGGGCGGGCAAGCAAAUCCAUACACCCCUCCACCAGCCGUGGUUAUCCAAUCUUCCGACAGUCAACAAAAUGCAUUCGGUCUUGAGCCACCGUACAGCAAUGACAGGCUGGCGUCGGACGCGGGUAUCAGACCACCCUCUGCUUUCUCGAGUGCAACUUCGGCGACUUCGCACGAAUUGAUUGAUUUCGAUCCCCCCAGCGGUCUCGCGGCGAAUACUGGGCCUCAUCGAGCAACCUCGUCAGUAUAUUCUUCGGAGAGUGUCAACAAAGCAGCUUCCAAUUUACAAUCACCAUUGCCAAUUGCAUCGGCCAUGCAGUCUCAAAGCAGCGCUCUAGAGCAGCCAUUGACGGCUCGAAAGCUCUCACCCGCAGAAGCGGCUAGACAACAAGAGCAGAGGGCAGAGACCUAUUCCAUCCGGCAGAUCAACCGGACUGACCGAAAUGGAGAUUUAUUCCAGUCUCCUAUCUUGGUUCAAAAUCAAAAUGGUCCCUGUCCGCUACUUGCUCUCAUCAAUGCGCUUGUGCUACGAGCUGAGCCAAAUACACAACCACCGAUCAUCAAAGCUCUGCGAACUCGCGAGCAAAUUUCGCUCGGCUUGUUGAUCGAGGCUCUCUUUGACGAGUUGACUACUUGCCUAGGGCCACACCAGGAGUUCCCAGACAUUGAAGCGCUCACACAAUUCCUCACGAUGUUGCAUACCGGAAUGAACGUGAAUCCUCGUCUGACAUUGGUACUUAUCCCUCUUCAAUCAUCAGCAACGGCCCGCAUCAGGCUAACUCUAAAACAGGAAACCGAGGAUUCCCUCGGCACAUUUCUUCCAACCCCAGAUAUUCGAUUCUACAGUACAUUUGGCAUUCCUCUCAUUCACGGUUGGAUUGCAUCCUGGUCUGACCCGGCCCAUGAUGCUAUGACCCGAAUUGGUCAAUAUCACGAAGAUAUUCAGUUGUUGCAUUUUAAUAAGCAGGAUCUUGAGGAUCGUGUCAUGCAGGGCCAGUCUCUCUUACCGGAGGAAGAGGGAAAGAUGGCGGACAUCCAAGCCAUUCAGCAUUUUGUUGAUAUCGAAAAUGCAACACAGCUGAGCCCAUUUGGACUGACACAACUAUCUACACGACUCGCACCCGGCUCUAUCUCGAUUCUAUUCCGCAACGAUCAUUUCUCUACCCUAUAUAAACAUCCCGAAUCACAGCAGCUCUUCACUUUGGUCACCGAUGCUGGCUAUGCUAAUCAUGCAGAGGUUGUCUGGGAAUCUCUCGUCGACGUGACUGGCUUCAAUGCAGAGUUUUUGGCUGGUGACUUCCGAGCAGUUGGCCACGGCCCAUCGGGCUCUGGUGGUCCCUCCGGUCCCGUCGGUCCUCGUGCAUCGAGCCUUUCACCGAAUAAUCCACCUGCGGCGAACGAUGGAUCCCAGUCCCCACUCUCGAACCAGGAGCAAAGCGACGCAGAUUAUGCAUAUGCACUCUCACUACAAUUCCAAGAGGAGGAACAGCGUGAAAGGCAGGGCAGUCAACAAGGGAGCGGCAAUGGCCCCCGUGCAUCAGGCCCCGCCCGUCGCGAAUCUGUCCCUCCUCGCAUGCCAAGCUCUUCCCAUACACGAAGCAGCUCUUCACCGCGCAUAUCCUCUCCUCGCAUCAACGGUCCCAGCAGGGUUUCAAGCAUUACGACUGGGCUCCGACAACAACAGUCACAGCCACCCGCUGAGGCCGAUCCCGAUGAUCCACACGCGCCCCCUCCCCCCUACGAGCAAGCUGCGAGCGGCCCACGGUAUUCACCUCCCGAACGACGAAAUCGAUACAGCGACUUCCCUGUGGAUUCAAACGGUUCAUAUUCUCCAAGGUACCCUCCGAAUCGAUAUUCAAACCGGCCCACUACAGACCGAUACAGCGCGGACCGGAAUCGUAACAAAGACUGCGUCGUGAUGUGA
Messenger RNA from Penicillium cosmopolitanum, 2778 nucleotides. RefSeq names its product MINDY family deubiquitinase. The record is from RefSeq and is a predicted model, not a curated record. Gene Ontology annotation, biological process: protein K48-linked deubiquitination. The transcript has a single exon. The coding region runs from base 1 to 2778 and encodes 925 amino acids. Gene Ontology annotation, cellular component: cytosol; cell periphery. Gene Ontology annotation, molecular function: K48-linked deubiquitinase activity; cysteine-type carboxypeptidase activity; cysteine-type deubiquitinase activity. Lineage: Eukaryota; Fungi; Ascomycota; Eurotiomycetes; Eurotiales; Aspergillaceae.